AUGACAUCCACAACAUUGGGAUAUCGAUCUCAUUCAAGUGAACGUCUGCCAUCGACGAAAAAAACCCUUCCAUCAAUUCGUUCUUCACAAUCCGCAUGUGCGAUUGAUAUUAAAUCUAUAGCAUCAUCGUCGUCGUCGACAUCAACAUCAUCAUCUUAUUCCCUAGAUAAUGAAACUACAAACGAAAAAAUCAUAUCGUCAGCUUUGUCCUCCUGUCCACCGAAUUCCGAAUAUUUCCGUAAAUCAAACUCGUUAGAUUCUGGUUACAAAACGUUGAGUGCUGCUAGUCAUGGAACAUCACACACCGAUCCGAUCGAUGAAGAAAAUGAACAUCAUCAUAGUUUUCUUCAAAUCGCGUCUUCACCAUCAUCAUGCUCAUCUUCAUCAUAUACCGUAUCGAAUUCUAAUCCGAAUCAAAAACUGCAUUCGAAAAUUGAGUUCGUUGUCGAUGAUGAAGAUGAUGUCGACGACAAACUUCCAAGAUUAUCACGAAAAAAUUCCAAGUCCAACACUGAUGGCUUAUCAGCAGGUGGUGGCGAACGUCGGUCACGUAAAAACAGUCUUUCGAACUAUUCCGUCUCAAAUUAUAGCGUGCUUUUGAAUGAGUUUUGUUGUGCAUCGUCGGAUAAGAUUGACCAAACGGCAGAUGUUGAUAAGAGUUAUAAAAGAAAAGGUGGUUUUGCCAACACAGUCGCCACGUUUUUCUCCUCGAAAAAGAAAGAAGAUGAACAACCGCCAGCAGUAACACCAACACGAAAAGUCUUUCGAUCGAGAAGUGCUUCUGAAGCAUCGCUGGAACGAACGGCUACGAUUCAAGAAUCAACUGACACAACGCGAACACACACUAUUGAAACGGUCGACGAUCGUACAACCAGCGAGGCAACGUCGCAUAAUCUACCAACUACAACAACUUACGCGGUUCCAUCAAAGACAGGAAAGAUUUCUACACAAUCUCUUCUAACAACAUCGUCAUCAUCGACAACUAUUACUAACAAUAAUCAUCAUUCAGCAUCUUCGAGUUGGCUAUCUCGUCUUUCAAAUCGAUUCAAUUCAUCGACGUCAUCUAUGAAAGUAGCAGCGAAAUCAAGUAGUACUGGUUUAAUCUUUGAAAAUCGUCCGACGAAUUUACCACCUAAGUCCAAUGAAGAAACUCUUAAACACCAAGUUGAAUAUCAAAAAAUGUGCUUCGAAGCUAAACGUGCUGAACAGUUAUUCAACGAAAAAGAACAACAACGUCAACGGCUCAAACUAAAACGCGAAGAAUUCGUUUCGAAAUCGUUGAAGAUCUGGACACAAGAGAUUUUACCCUAUUGGGACAAACACGGAAGUAUAUACAACUGUUCAGAUGCUGCAUUAAACGCCAAAGCUCGCAAGUUAUGGUGGCACGGUUUACCACCACGCGUACGAGGAAAAGUGUGGAAGAUGGCUAUUGGAAAUGAACUUGGCAUAACAUAUGAGUUGUUUAGUCAACUUCAACAAAUGGCCAAGGAGAAGCUUGAAGAGACGCGACAAGCCGAGGAUGCUCGAAGUAAUCAUUCAGCAUCUCCUCAAUUACCAACGACGGUGUCACAUUCAACAGAAACGACGAGUUCCUAUUUUGAACUGAUCCAACUGGAUGUCUCACGAACAUUUCCUCAGCUCGGUCUUUUUCAACAAAAUGGUCCUUAUCACGAAUAUCUUGAAUUAUUGCUUUGUAUAUAUGUAUAUUUUUGUCCUGAAAUCGGAUACGUUCAAGGCCAAGCAUUUCUCGCCGCAAUGUUUCUACUAAAUCUUGAUCUCUACGACUCGUUUAUUUGCUUUUCAAAUCUAAUGCAUCGUUCUUAUUUUCAAACAUUCUAUCGAUUUAAUAACAUGGAGAAGUAUUUGGAAUUAUUCAAUCAAUUAUUGAACUUCCAUUUACCUAAACUAAGUGCACAUUUCAUUGAGAUGUCAAUCGAACCGAAUUGUUUUGCAUUGGACUGGUUUUUUACAAUCUAUUCGAAAUCUUUACCACUGGAUGUCGUCUCACGUAUUUGGGAUAUGUUUUUUCGCGAUGGUGAUGCAUUUAUUUUUCGUACGGCUAUCGCCAUCUUAUCUCUCUACGAAGAACGGCUCUGUCAAUUAGAUACAUUUCAUUGUUUACAAUUUUUAACGCGUUUACCUGAUGAUUUGAAUGUGACGUCAUUAUUCAAAGCAAUUGAUAAAAUCAAUUUCGAUCACACAAGUUGUGAAUUAUUUUAUCUGAUUGCUUGA
Adineta ricciae is the source of this 2232-nucleotide messenger RNA. NCBI's taxonomy places the organism in Eukaryota, Metazoa, Rotifera, Eurotatoria, Adinetida, Adinetidae. The record is from the annotation of a GenBank genome assembly.